Messenger RNA from Akanthomyces muscarius, 2871 nucleotides. RefSeq lists its product as uncharacterized. Gene Ontology annotation, cellular component: cytoplasm; COPI vesicle coat. The transcript has 4 exons. The record is from RefSeq and is a predicted model, not a curated record. The coding region runs from base 1 to 2871 and encodes 956 amino acids. Gene Ontology annotation, molecular function: structural molecule activity. NCBI's taxonomy places the organism in Eukaryota, Fungi, Ascomycota, Sordariomycetes, Hypocreales, Cordycipitaceae. Gene Ontology annotation, biological process: intra-Golgi vesicle-mediated transport; intracellular protein transport; endoplasmic reticulum to Golgi vesicle-mediated transport.
AUGUCCGGAUUUCUGGAAAACGCGUAUAGUCUCGUCCACCAGGACAAUGCGGCAGACGUGCCCUCUGUCUCUGAUCUGCGCAUGCAGCUGGAAAAGGGCACAGACGAGAGCAAGGUCGACACAAUGAAGCGCAUCCUGACAAUCAUGCUCAACGGCGACUCCAUGCCGACACUCCUUAUGCACAUUAUUCGAUUCGUCAUGCCGUCCAAGUACAAGCCCCUCAAGAAGCUUCUGUACUUUUACUACGAAAUUUGUCCCAAGCUAGACUCUUCCGGCAAGCUCAAGCAAGAAAUGAUUCUUGUCUGCAACGGUAUUCGCAAUGACUUGCAGCAUGCCAACGAGUACAUUCGAGGCAACACUUUGCGAUUCCUCUGCAAGCUGCGCGAGCCCGAACUUAUCGAGCCCCUGCUCUCGUCUGCACGAUCCUGCCUCGAGCACCGCCAUGCAUAUGUUCGCAAAAACGCCGUCUUUGCCGUCUCGUCGAUAUACCUGCACUCGCCCUCCCUCAUUCCCGAUGCCGCAGACCUGAUCUCUGCUUUCCUCAGCGGCGAGACGGACGCUACCUGCAAGCGCAACGCAUUUGCUGCACUAUCCAGCAUUGAUCACGACGCUGCGCUUGUGUACCUCAGCUCCGUCUUUGACGGUAUUCCGAACGCUGACGAUCUGCUGCAGCUUGUUGAGCUGGAGUUCAUUCGCAAGGAUGCUGUUCAGAACUCACAGAACAAGGCGCGCUACCUCCGACUCAUUUUCGACCUUCUCGAAGCAAACGCGUCUACUGUCGUCUACGAAGCGGCAUCGUCACUGACCGCACUUACAAACAACCCCGUCGCUGUCAAGGCUGCUGCCGGCAAAUUUAUCGAACUCAGUAUCAAGGAGUCCGACAACAAUGUCAAGCUCAUCGUACUCGACCGCGUUGACCAGCUGCGCAAGAAGAAUGAAGGGAUUCUGGACGACCUUGUCAUGGAGAUUCUCCGAGUUCUCUCCAGUACCGAUAUUGAUGUGCGCAAAAAGGCCCUAGAGAUUGCCCUCGAGAUGGUCUCCAGCAAGAACGUCGAGGAGGUCGUCCUGCUUCUCAAGAAGGAACUUUCCAAGACGGUCGACCAAGAGUACGAAAAGAACGCCGAGUACCGGUCGCUCCUCAUCCACUCGAUUCACCAGUGCGCCAUCAAAUUCUCCGAAGUGGCCGCCAGCGUUGUCGAGCUGCUCAUGGACUUCAUUAGCGACUUUAACAACGCGUCCGCUGUCGAUGUCAUCAACUUUGUGAAGGAGGUAGUCGAGAAGUUUCCCGCUUUGCGCACCAUUAUUGUCGAGAGACUUGUCUCGACAUUGAGCGAGGUCCGUGCCGGCAAGGUCUACAGAGGUAUCCUGUGGAUAAUUGGCGAAUAUUCGCUGGAAGAAAAGGAUAUUCGCGAUGCCUGGCGCCGUAUCCGUGCUAGUCUUGGCGAGAUCCCCAUCCUAGCCUCUGAGCAGCGCCUGCUGGAGGAGCAGGAUGGCGACGAAAAGGAAUCGCAGCAGCCAAAUGGAGAAUCGAAGGCUGCGGCACCCACCGGAUCCCGCAAGGUCCUCGCCGACGGAACCUAUGCUACCGAAACUGCUCUCACCAGCCAGUCCUCCGCCGCGGCGAAGCUAGAAGCAGUCAAGGCCGCCCAGAAGCCGCCUCUGCGCCAACUCAUUCUGGAUGGCGACUAUUACUUGGCUACAGUGCUCUCUUCCACCCUGGUCAAGCUUGUCAUGCGCCACUCGGAGACGUCCUCUGAGAAGUCCCGCACGAACGCCCUGCGUGCCGAGGCCAUGCUCAUUAUGAUUUCCAUCCUUCGUGUGGGCCAGUCACAAUUUGUCAAAGCACCCAUUGACGAAGACUCUGUUGAUCGUAUCAUGUCCUGCGUGAGAUCGCUGGCCGAAUUCUCCGAAAAGAAAGACCUGGAAGCCGUCUGGCUUGACGACACCAAGAAGGCGUUCAAGGCCAUGGUCCAAGUUGAGGAGAAGAAGCGCGCCGCCAAGGAAGCGCAUGAAAAGGCAAAGUCUGCCGUCCAAGUCGACGACGUUAUUCAGAUUCGCCAGCUGGCCAAGAAGAAUGCCACUGAUGGCCUUGAUGAGAUCGAGGUUGAUCUGGAGCGUGCCACAGGUGGCGAUGCCACAGCAGAGGAUCUGUCGUCGAAACUCAGCCGUGUCGUCCAGCUCACUGGCUUUUCGGAUCCUGUCUACGCCGAAGCGUACGUCAAGGUGCACCAAUUUGACAUUGUCCUCGAUGUUCUCCUGGUGAACCAGACCACCGAGACUCUGCAGAACCUCUCUGUUGAGUUUGCCACUCUGGGUGACCUCAAGGUUGUUGAGCGACCAACCACGCAGAAUCUGGGACCCCAUGAUUUCCACAACGUCCAAUGUACCAUCAAGGUAUCGUCUACGGACACUGGUGUCAUCUUCGGCAACGUCGUCUACGACGGCGCCCACUCCACAGAUACCAAUGUGGUCAUCUUGAAUGACCUGCACGUCGACAUCAUGGACUACAUUCAACCCGCCACCUGCACAGAGACGCAGUUCCGCACAAUGUGGACAGAGUUUGAGUGGGAGAACAAGGUCAACAUCAACUCCAAGGCAAAAACGCUGCGCGAAUUCCUGGAUCAGCUGAUGGCUUGCACCAACAUGAACUGCCUCACACCCGAGGCAAGCUUGAAGGGUGACUGCCAGUUUUUGAGUGCGAAUUUAUAUGCUCGCAGUGUAUUUGGAGAGGAUGCGUUGGCCAACUUGAGCAUCGAAAAGGAGGGAGAUGAUGGCCCCAUCACUGGAUUCGUGCGUAUAAGAAGCAGGUCGCAGGGCCUGGCGCUCAGCCUGGGCUCCCUGAAGGGUCUAAACAAAAUUGGCUCGUCUUAG